Molecule: messenger RNA, 3469 nt
Organism: Branchiostoma floridae (Florida lancelet)
Lineage: Eukaryota; Metazoa; Chordata; Leptocardii; Amphioxiformes; Branchiostomatidae
Product: endosome/lysosome-associated apoptosis and autophagy regulator family member 2-like
Exons: 10
Coding region: 56-1063 (335 amino acids)
Source: RefSeq, a predicted model, not a curated record
CUCUUCUUACCUUCCCAGGUUCCAUGCUGUGCAGUCUGCCCCGACCUUCACGGCGAUGGGCACGCGGUACUUCUACCAGUUCAACAUCUCGCUGUGCGGCAACAACGGGAUCGGGGAGGCCUCGUGCCUGGACAACAUCACAGCAGUGGAGGGACAGGGGGGCAGGCCAGGAGAGGUUGGAGACGUGGUGAAAGGCAUGGUGUGCCGCUCUACCAUCAUCCCUACCAACAACAAGGGCAUCGCUCAGGUCAUCUCUGCACAGCCCGACAGCCUUGGAGACCGUCUGCUGAACGUGACCCUUGCCGGAGUGAACAACACGGGAACGGCCAUGUCUGAGAUGGUGGAUCUGUUUGAGCCGGAGAAGGAUGGCAUCCACGAUCUCAUGUUCGAGUUCCAGUCUGAGAAGUCGACCAUGGCGUGCCCUGAAGGGCGGCGUACCCUGAUCUACCUGCGCUGUGAUUACACCCAGACUGGGGAGGGGAAGAUAGAGCUGCCACGGAACUGUCCCACUGGCACUUGUACAGGGUGUGAUUUCCACUUCCUGUGGCACACGCAGCAGGCCUGUCCUCUGUGCACCGAGAGGGACUUCUCCAGCAUAGAGGGGCAGUGCAAGGAUGGACAGCAGGUCACCAAGUACCUCUGGACACAGACUGAGUACAGGACCUGUCGUGACGGUGUGGCCCUGCCCCAGACCAAGACUAAGAAGUGCCAUGUUCUCUCCAUCAGGGACCCCAUGGUCCAGAUAGGAGUGGGCCUGGCCACCUGCUGCUCCAUCCUGCUGGUUUGUAUGCUGGUCUACUUCUGGAGGAAGAACAGGAAACUUGAGUACAAGUACAUGCGACUGAUGCAGAACUCCACCAAGCCUGGAGAACUCCCCAAGGUCGAGUCCUGCGUUGAUGACGGCGAGGACGAAGACGAGGUCAUCUUUAACGAGGGCGGGAACUCCGCCUCCACGCUCUUCAACAAGUUCAAGAACAAGAUGCAGUCCAAGAUGGCCGGAGAAGGAGACAACCCGUUCGAGUCCAUCCAGCUGACACCAAAGCAACAGCUCUCCAAUAUAUGAGGACGCUGAAGACAACCCCCCCCCCCAACAAGGUUCAGCCCCCCCUGACAACAAAGACCCCCCCUCCAACUACUGCUGCUACUCCAGCUAGAGUCCCCCUUCUAUGAAAUAACAUCGUCCACUCCAAGUUUGCAAUGUUUCAGAAAACUUUUAAAUCAAAUUGUUCCUCUCAAGACCCUCUAUUCUGGUGGGAAAUUUGUAUUUAUUUCGUUUCUCAAAAGGCUCAAUGGAACUAAAUGUAAUUGUUAGUAAUCAAUUACAAAAAUAUGACAGUCACUAUAGUUAGGAAGCAAGAGUUUAUUUAGGACAUAUUAAGUAUUCAAGUGCAUUCUUUUGUGUCUUUCAUCAAGAAAAAUGUAUCUUUGUAUUUAGAUGUCUGACUUCUUGCCCCUUGAAAGGAAUUUUUAUUUUUCAUUGUUAUUUGCAAUUUGUGACCAAAGUUGGUAAUUUCAGGGGGCUGGUUAGAAUUGGCCCAGUGAAACUCUUCUCCCAAAAAGGGCAGAAAUUGUUCUUAGAUUUCUAGGACUUGUGCAAUGGUGAGAUUAUCCUUUCUUGAAACAAUCAUAUCAUUUGUAGGCUGCAAGAUUAUUUUAAAAUGGAACUUUUUUUUUCUGGUUAGAAUUCUAUUGAAAAAAAGUUAUAUCUUGCUGCCGAUAUCUUUGCAUCUUGAUCAGUUGUAUAAAAUGAUGAGAUCUUCCAGGAGAAAGAAAAACGACUCUUCAGAAAGUAGAUAAUUGAACAAGGAAAGAGGAAGACGACACACACUGUCAAUCACAGUAAGAUUUUGUGUCAUGUUUUAUGGGAAUGUAUAGGUGGUAUGAUCUAUGUUCGAUAUGUCAAAAUAUUAUAAGUGAUUUUUCCCACACAGUACUAUCUAUUGUAGCUUUCUGCAUGUGUCAAGGUCGAAUAUUAUAUGGUCUUAAGUUUCCAAUCAUUCCACGAGCAAAGUGUCAGGAACACAGUCAUUGUAACAAGGAUGUUUUUUUUCAGUUAUUAUAAAUGAUGAUGUUGUGUUUGUAUAUCUUAGAGCAAUGGUGAAUGGAUCUGUAUAUAAAUAUUUUGCAUAAUCAGAUGAUUGUUUGACCACAAGGUACAAGGUUCUUUUUGUAAAUGUUGGGUCUGUAAUUUUCUUAUUUACCUAGAUGUGAUAUAUAUAGUUAUGGUGAUUUUGUACACAGUCUUGCUAUGUUAUAAGUGUAUGUUGGGGCAUGGCACCAAUGCCUUCUUGGUUCUUGAUCAUAAAGGAUGGGAUUGAAAAGAAAAACAGCAUAAAAGAUUCUUUAAGCAAAGUCCUGUCUUUGACGACCUCGCAAAUUGACCAGAGUCAAGCCAGGAGUUGAAAGAAUUGGCAAUAACAUAGAGCAUUUUUUUUUUGCAAUAUGUAUUUUAGAUUUGUGUAUCCUUCUGUUUGAGAACCAUGGAAGUGUAUUGGUUUAAGACCAUACCUGGUGAAAGUUUGCAUAUCAUUUUAAUGUUUAAAUUUAAUGUUACUUGUAAGGGAGAAUAUCUGGCUACGUUUCUCGAAUUCAAGGUAAAUUUGAUGUUUUGUUGUGAAAUCCUGUACCACUGUUUGUGAUUGAGUUGUGCAAUAAGAGAUUUGCAGGAUCCAAAAAGAUACUGAAUUCUAUUUGCCUGUAGUAAUCAACAUUCCAUGUUAAAACUUCACAAUUUGCCACUUGCAAUGUGCAUUGCUCAUUAGAAAUCCAUAAGUUGCAUUAUAUAACAACCACUUCAGCCAUAUUUCAUAAGCUUAUGUUUUUUUAAAUUAGAAUUUGUCAUUCCAAGAAAUAUAAUGAUUAAUAUUCUGCUUGUAAUUUGUAAGGUAGGUAUACUUGACUUCAUUCCUACAUGUUAUGCAUUUCGAAUGUAUAACGCGAUUGUUCAUGUUUUUAAGCGAAGUAAACCAUCCUUAGCUUGAGCUGUUAUUUUGCAAUGACAUUCACACAUGUAAUUUUAGAUAUGGAACACAUUUGCUAAAUAUACAUUGUGUUUGGAUAUACCAACAUAUAUAUAGUGUUAUCUUCAAAGUUCAUAGACUUGUUCGUUUGUGUACAAUCUUAGGUAACAUUCCCCGCCAUGGUAUUUACAGUUAUAGUUAAUAGGAUUUAAUGUAUUUAUGGUAUGAAGACAUUUGGAAACUUCAUUAUAAUCAGAAUGUUUGCUGGAACUGCUCCAAAUACAGUGUAGUUAUGUGUAUGUAAACUAAUUAAGAACAAUCAUUAUUUUGCAUCUAAGUACAAUCAAUUCCUAUAUGCAGUCAAAGUUGGAUUCAAGUUAGUCGUGUUUUGUAUUUUUUUUUUUCAAAAGUUCCAUAUCAGUCUCGUUUUAUUGUUUGUCCUAAAUGGUGAUAAUUUCCCCUCUUUUGGUGUGCUUUAAUAAAAUAAAAUAAAAUGUGGUAUGGUUUAU